UUAGGAGUCACUGUUUAACAAGAGAAGUGUAUGAGGCAGGAACAAAUGAUAUUGCUCUUUCAGGUGUGAAGAGAAUUAACGCAUGAGGACAGAGCAUCUGUGUUAAAGUUCUCUGCAAUGGAAAUCUACAAUGAAGUGUAUAGAGACCUCCUCAGCCCAGAUACUUCUCCUCUAAGACUGCUUGAUGAUCCAGAGAAAGGGACUAUAAUUGAGAAACUCACUGAAGAAACUCUGAGGGUUGGGAUCAUCUCAAGGAACUGUAAUCCAAAUGUGGAGGUUCACAGGAUGUUUCAAUUUUACCUUUCUGCAGUCUUGUGAUAUAGCACUGGAAAUUCCAUAUUCAUAUUUUAGUUUUUAUUCAAAUUCAGAAAAAAUGGACAUCGAAAGGUUAUAUAAUAGGUACUUCAGAGGAAGGAGUUGGGCUGAGGAAGAAGGGAGUGGAGCUCCUUUUCCAGGAACUCAUGAAGUGUGUACCUGUUUUUAUGUUUUUAGUGUAUAUAUUGUUUGCUUUUUUUGGGUUUGCUUAAAGGGUUUUUGGGAAAUUGGAAAAUCAUUUUUAUUUUCUAUGAUCUUAAAGAGUCAAAUUAUUUGGAGUAUCUCUGUAGAGAAGCUCAAAAGGUUGACUGGUGUUAGCAGAGUAUUUUUUGUUUUCCGCUAUGCAUUUUGGUUGCAAAACGCAAGAAAGGAUUUCAGCACUCAUUUGUUCAUAUUUGGGUGGGCCUGAUAAGCAUUAUAUACGGGUUUGAAGCAUUGUUAUUGAUGCACGAGUGAAAUUAAGUUGGGGGGUUUUGGCAUCUGCUUUUCUGUUUGGUUCGAGCAACUGAACUUGCAUGAGAAGCACUUUUGUUGGUAACCUAUAUAUUAAUGAUAUUAGAUCAUACAGAGUUACUCCUUAUUCACUCUCAAAAAAAAAGUGUUACUCCUUGUUUACAAGAGUCACAUUUUCGAUGGGAUGGUCCUCGUCUAAAGACUUGAUUCCAAACUGAUGAUGUCCUAGCAUAUAUAGUUACUUGUGGAGGUUUAUGCCAUGGGUUAAACACAGUGAUUACGGAAUUAGUGUACGGUUUGAACCAUGUGUAUGGUAUGAACGAUGUUCUCGGGAUAGAGGUCAGCAACUGUUAAGAUUUGGGUCUUUUAGUGAAUAUAUACAUAUAUUCUCUCUAGAAGUUUUUCUCAAUGUGCUAAUAGUUUAACAUAUGGGCUCUCACCAGAGAUUUAAAGGUUUUUACUCUAGCAAUGUUGUCCCUUGGACACAAAAAGUAGUUAAUGAGAUUCAUAAACGUGGUGGUGCACUUCUCAAGACAUCAAGAGAGGGCUAUGUGACAUAAAAAAAGUUGACAGCAUUCAAGACCGCAACAUAAAUCAUGUUGAACCUAUGGGGCUAUUGGCUGAUAUGGAUAACCAAAUUAUAGGAGCUAAAGAAGAGGCCCUGAGCAGAAAAGAAUAUUGGAUAAGGUUGCAAAAUGGGUGUUUGUUUGCGAAGAAGAGGGCUGGCUUGAGGACUAUAAUCGGGCAAGUGGAAGAAUCGAAGGCAAGU
Messenger RNA from Cuscuta europaea, 1537 nucleotides. Lineage: Eukaryota; Viridiplantae; Streptophyta; Magnoliopsida; Solanales; Convolvulaceae. The record is from the annotation of a GenBank genome assembly.